Molecule: messenger RNA, 1166 nt
Organism: Owenia fusiformis
Lineage: Eukaryota; Metazoa; Annelida; Polychaeta; Sabellida; Oweniidae
Source: the annotation of a GenBank genome assembly
AUCUUUUAAAAUGGUCAACAAUAUCAGUCUCGAAAUUUCAAAUUGAGCGGUCGUGGGAUGAAAACGAGGUACAUCAAUUUCCGUCUUGAACCGCCAUUGCUGGUAAUUUUUUUAUUGUGGUAGAUUUGAAGUAAUCUGCUGCCAUCAUGAAGCUAGUACGAUUUUUGAUGAAACUAAGUCAUGAGACUGUAACAAUAGAGCUGAAGAAUGGGACCCAAGUCCAUGGCACAAUUACAGGUGUAGAUGUCAGCAUGAAUACACAUCUCAAGGCAGUCAAGAUGACAGUGAAGAACAAGGAGCCAGUUCAACUAGAAACUUUGAGUAUCCGUGGUAACAAUGUUCGUUACUUCAUCCUUCCAGACAGUUUGCCUCUUGAUACCCUUCUCAUAGAUGAUGCCCCCAAGUUUCGCAAACCAGGUGGUAGAGGCGGAUUUGGUGGUAGUCGAGGAGGGCGUGGAGGCAGAGGACGUGGAGGUGGUGGUAGGGGUGGAAGAGGGGGUCGCGGAGGAGGUCGAGGUGGACGGGGACGUGGCGGACCCCCUAGGAGAUACUAACUCAUGGACCCCUUAUCAUAAACAUCAUCAUCAUCAGUUCUGUACAGUGGUUUUAAUCAUCAUGUUCAUACUGGAGCAUAUUGGAAAUUUAUGUGCUAUUAACAAUAUUGGAUUUUAUAAAAAGAAUUCACCACAAGUUAGAAAUACAUUUGAAGAUACCUGGAUGUAUUCAUUAUUACAUUCAUUGCGGGUGCCACAGAAGAUGUCGAUAUCAUUGUGACUCGUUUGUAAGAUCGAUCAGCCAUCUUUAAUGGGUUGAUACAGUUGUUCAGGAUAACACAUCAGAAUUUUGCCAAUAGGAUCUACCGAAAAGUAUGCCUAAGAUGGCACAUGCCAGACUGGAACCUACAGAGUGCUGUGACAUCAUGGUGCAUUAUAUGUCUACAUCAAAUAUUAAUGCAUGGUUUGAUUUGCCAUAAUGGAAACUACAAAGUGCAAUGAUGCCAUGUAUUAUGGGCCCAAUGCUGCAUUGUAUAAGGGAACCUGUGAUACCUUGUCUGAGGGACCCAAUGCUACUUUGAUAAGGGGCCUUGUGGAAGCUUGGAUUAUAGACCCAGGGCUUAUUUGAUAAGGGAUUUUUUAUGGGUGUUGUAACAGGAUAAUGAAUGAUGC